This is a messenger RNA of Cynara cardunculus var. scolymus (artichoke), 992 nucleotides long. RefSeq lists its product as uncharacterized. NCBI's taxonomy places the organism in Eukaryota, Viridiplantae, Streptophyta, Magnoliopsida, Asterales, Asteraceae. The record is from RefSeq and is a predicted model, not a curated record. The transcript is spliced from 2 exons. Bases 20 to 949 code for a protein of 309 amino acids.
CAAAACCCCCAUUUCCAUCAUGUAUCCAUUGCUGCUGCUGCCUUUUCUUUUACUUUUCCCCUUGGGCUGUUUCCCUGUGUCUCUUCCCCUUUGUCGCAAUUCAUGUGGUCGUAUCCACAUUGACUAUCCUUUCGCCAUUGAUGACGGCUGUGGUUCACCUCUCUACCGGAACAUGUUUAAUUGCUCCACCACCUUUGCAUCCACAUCCAACACAUCUACAUCUACAUCCACUGCCACUGCCACUGCCACUGCCACUGAUCUCUUUUUCCAGACUCCCUCUGGCUCCUACAAGGUAGAGACCAUCGAUUAUGCCUCCAAAAGCCUUACCAUCUAUGACCCCUCCAUGUCCACCUGCACCAUCCUCCAACCCCAUCAUGACUUUCUCAUGUCCGACCUCCAAUUUGCUAUCAUCCCUCCUUCUCCUGAUACCAUCUUUGCUCUCCUCAACUGCUCCCUCGACUCUCCCAUUCUCAACCACUACAAAUCCCUCUGCUUCGACAACUACCACUCCUGUGAUGACUUGUACGCUUCAUGCACCUCCUUCAAGAUCUUUCAGAUGCUCUCCAACAACACUCCUCCCUGCUGUUUUACAUCUUACACCACCCUCAAGUUUAUGAGCAUCAACAUACUGGAUUGCACACAUUAUACCAGCUUCUAUGAUGCCGAUAAGCUGAACAAGCCCUUGGAUUGGUCGUAUGGUAUAAAGCUGUCCUAUGGUUUGGCGGAUACAGGGUGUGAUGGGUGUCGGAGAUCCGGUGGGACUUGUGGGUUUGAUGUUGAGACCCAAGGACUGCUCUGCAUUUGCUCCCCCACCCUCAACUCCACAAGAGAAUGUGGUGCAGGUACAACAGAUGCGGGGGGCAGAGGAGGGGAUGGAAAACGAUUAGUGGUUCCAUUUCUGAGACUAAUUACCACCAUUGCUAUUGCUACUGCUUUUGCUCUCUUGUAAUGUUAAACGUGAAAGCUUUUUACAAGAAGCAUUUCCAUGGUCC